AUGUAUCUUUUGGCCGCCCCCCGGAGCUCACGGGAGGCCCCCCCAGGGGCCAUCGGCUCAGCCCACGACCCGCUGCCCGGGAGUCGGGGGCCGGUGAGAGAGAAAAAGAAAACCGGCAAAGUACGAGCUCUGGCCAUCGCCGCACGCCCAGUCACGGAGCACCGCAGCCCGGGCCGGGCCGUCGGAGGCCGUCGGCUCAGCCCACGACCGGCUGCCCGGGAGUCCGGGGCCACAUUGGCUCUGGGAGGAACCAAACCAUCGUCACGCAGCAAAGCACCAUCCCUGCAGUUUGUCAAUGACAGAGAGAAUAUCGGACAGUACCUCCGUGACCUCUCUGAGGCAAAAAUGAAAAAGAGAACACAGCAGAAUUACCUCAAGAGCUUGAAACGAUUCUCGGUUUUCCUCACUGUCCAAACCAACCUGAGAAAUGAGGAUUUGCCACUCCAUAAAGAGUGCCAGUACUUCAUUGCCUUCAAUGAUUCUUUGCAGCACAUCCUUGCCAAGCACUCAAAGAAAGAGAUCACCCAAAAGAGGAGAAAAUGUGAUUCGCAUUCCAUAAUUGGGGUAAAGGAGCACAAGACAGCAGCACAGCAAGUGGCCGUGUUUACCCUGUCAGAGGAGGAGGAGCAUUGGUUGGAUGUGUACUACAGACUGGUGCGGCCACAGCUCCUGAGACCCACCAGGAAACACAAGAGGGAUGUGGAGGACGAGAUGGAUGGAGAAGAAAGAUUCUUCCUUUCCACCGCAGGGAGGCAGAUCCACAGUGCCUCCAAGGACCUGCACCGGUUGCACACAAGGUACAACCUCCCGUCAGUGACCAGCCAGAUGGCACGCAGAGUCUUUGAGACGGCAGCUAAGAGCCUGACAGAUUCUGAAAAAUCAAUGGUGGCCGAUUACCUGACCCAUUCCAGCGCAACAGCGGAGAAGCAUUACCGCGUUAAGACGAGUGGACAUGCUGUGACGGCUGCUGAGAUUAUGAAGGACAUGGGUGGUUUCUCAAGUUCUGAUUCUUCUGGGGAGGAUGCCAUCCCGGAACCUUCUGGGGAGGGUACCAGCUUUGAGUCUUCUGGGGAGAGUACCAGCCGUAGUACCUGUAGCACUGCCGGUUCUGCUACUGCUGUCAGAUCUUCGUCAGAAUCGGAAAAAGAAAUUCAGGCGUCAUUUCAAAUCCUACUUACGAAAUAUCCCGUGACAAUUGAUGGGCCAAAACCAAAACGGGAACUUCUAAAGGGUGUGUCUUGUUGGCGAAAGUUUUAUGAGCGUUGGGAGAAGAGGCAGUUGAAACUGCUACAAGAAUGUGUCCACUGAAACUUCCCUUGGCGUCAGCCAACACAUAACCAGCUCGAAGAAUGUGUUGCAAAGCAGGCAUGGGCCGGUAAAACUGGUAGCCAACGACUUCUUGUGAGGAGGACUCCCGUAGUCUGCCAGGCAUCAGCCUUCAGACAUUCUGUUGCAUGUCCCAGACCUGGUGAAAUGUAACUGAAUUGUCUUGGCCAGCUCUGCCUCGAUCUUCAUCUGAAUUCAGUGUAGCCGAAUUCAGAUGAGGGAUUUACUUCGGGGGUGCCCCGGGGUCGGGGCCGAGCCGGGGAAGGUGUCUCCAUGUUCCUGUGACGGAGCCCCCGUCCACGGGACCGCAUUAUGUCCCCCCAGAUGAGGGAUUUUGGAUUUCGCGAUUAACAAGACGAAAUAACGUUAUGACAUUACGUCUUGUUUUGGUCAACGAAAAUGAAGAGACAUUUUAGCAUAUUUUUUAUUUUAUAAACCACAUUUAGUCAUGUUUUAAUUCGUUUACAAUAAUGCAUUAUAUAUUUAAUUAACGUUAUCGUCACAUGACCAGCAUUUACGUUGCGUCUCGUCUCAUUUUUAUCACGGCGAGGAGGGUGAAGAGGAGGAAAGGCUUCUGCUAUCGGGUGUUAAAGAUGACUUCCAACCAGCACGGGCAGCUACUGAUGAAUUGUCUUGUGUAGCAUUGGCCCCAGCACUGGUCGUCGCCUUUUGGUGUCGAGGCAUAGUUCAUCUGUCGGACGAUCUCUGCGAACAGUUAGUUCGGUCAUCUGGUGCUAUGACGUAGUCACACGUCACAUGCGGUGUCAGGGGGAUUCGAGCCCGGGUCCACGGCAUGAGGGCAGCGGCGCUAUUCACUGAGCCAGCCGACGCCCAAUAUUUUUUUUCAUAUCUUUGUUUGCCCCAUUUUUAUUUUUAUUCACAGAGCUGCAUUCUUAUUUUAAUUGAAGCUGCUAUCCCUCUCUAAACACUUUCAUGCUUUAUUGAUAUUGCCAUCUGGUAUGGUGCUGUCACAUACUGUCCCUCCAUCCAUCGUCUACCCACUUAAGGGUCACGGGGGACUGGAGCCAAUCCCAUGGGCAAGAGGCGGGGUACAGCCUGGACAGGUCGGGUACAGCCUGGACAGGUCGCCAGCCUAUCGCAGGGCCACAUGCAGAGUCGGACGACCAUUCACUCUCACAUUCACACCUACGGUCAAUUUAGAGUCUUCAAUUUACCUAACCCAAUUCUGCAUGUCCAUGUCU
Molecule: messenger RNA, 2528 nt
Organism: Scophthalmus maximus (turbot)
Lineage: Eukaryota; Metazoa; Chordata; Actinopteri; Pleuronectiformes; Scophthalmidae
Exons: 7
Coding region: 1-1308 (435 amino acids)
Source: RefSeq, a predicted model, not a curated record